Messenger RNA from Exophiala bonariae, 2097 nucleotides. RefSeq lists its product as uncharacterized. The record is from RefSeq and is a predicted model, not a curated record. Gene Ontology annotation, biological process: cristae formation. Bases 1 to 2097 code for a protein of 698 amino acids. The transcript has 2 exons. Gene Ontology annotation, cellular component: MICOS complex. Lineage: Eukaryota; Fungi; Ascomycota; Eurotiomycetes; Chaetothyriales; Herpotrichiellaceae.
AUGGCUGCGCAGCCCAUCAUGCUGCGUCUCGCCAGGCCUGUGGCCGCAUCGAUGCGCCGACAACUCCUCGUUCAAGCUCAGUCUUCACAGCGGAGGUCGUUUGCCGAGAGGAAGGAUACCAUGUUAAGCUCCGACCCGAGUUUUUCACCGUCAUCCACCGCUCCUCCUAAAAUCGAGAUACCCUUGGGCCCUGGAGGUCCCGGAAGUCCUGCACCCACCCCAGCAACCCCGUCAUCCAGCUCUAUCAUUCCUCCGGAGAAUGUUCCCAAGGCACCACCUACUCCUGCUCAAGUUCAUUCAACUCCUCCUACGUCUCCGUCAUCUGUGAGCCCGGCGGAGGCUCCACCUCCACCACCUCCAGCUCCCAAAGCAGCCCCUCCAGCUCGUCGCCGUUUUCGAGGGCUUAGAUUUCUGCUAUAUCUCAUUCUCUUCAGCGCAUUGGGUUAUGGAGGAGCUGUUUUUUACGCACUGAGAAAUGACAACUUCCACGACUUUUUCACCGAGUAUGUUCCAUUUGGCGAGGACGCCGUUUUAUACUUUGAGGAGCAGUCCUUCAAGAAGAGAUUUCCCAAUGCCCGACACAAUGUUUCGCGGAUCGCACGUCCUGAGAAGCCUGACGACAAGAGAGUGACAAUCCCCUCCAAAUCAGGCUUAUCAUGGAAGGUUGCGGAUCAAGAAGGCAAAGGCAGUGAUUUGACCCAAAAGGGUAAACACAACAGCGCUCUAGAAGCCAAUAAACCCCCGACCAAGAAGGAUAUCUCCGAUGCACGCCAGGAUCCUAGUGGUGCAUCCGGAAAAGAGAAGUCGGCUGCUGUUCAGGCUGUGAAGAAAGACGCUCCAGCCGCACCAAAACCAGCAACUACAGAGGCUUCAACAGCACCCCCAAGUCCUGCCACCCCUAGUCCUAAAUCCGAUCCUCGGCCACCAGCUAUUGCGCCAGUCACACAGAUCUCCAACCUGACAGUCCCUAAUGCAGACGAACCUGUUGUCCAAGAACUCGUCAAAAUCGUCAAUGAUCUUAUCACAGUGGUCAACGCUGAUAGUGCAGAUGCAGCGAACAAAUAUUCCGCACCCAUGAAUAAGGCUAAAGAAUCAUUACAAUCCGUUGCCAGCAAGAUAAGCCUUCUUCGGGAUGCAGAGCGAAAAGCUGCCGAAGAACAGAUUCAAGCAGCCCACCGUGAAUUUGAUGAAGGUGCGAAGCAGUUGUUGAAACGAAUUGAGACUGCCCAACUCGAGGAUGAAGCUCGAUACCGUGACGAAUUUGAAGCAGAGCGUACCCGAUUGUCGCAAAGCUAUGAAGAGAAGCUCAAGACCGAAGUCGAGCGGAGCACACAAGUUGCCGAACAACGUCUCCGAAAUCAGCUUAGCGAGCAGGCCAUCGAACUGAAGCGUGAAUUCUCCAAGCAGAUCCAAGACCUCGUCGAAUCGGAGCGUGGCGGACGGCUAUCCAAGCUCUCCGAUCUCAGCACAAAUGUCGACAGCCUCACAGAAUUGACUUCCGAAUGGAACGGCGUGAUCGACACCAACUUGGCGACCCAAAAACUCCAAGUCGCCGUCGACGCCGUUCGAUCUGCACUGGCACGCUCCGCCGCGUCGGACGCUAAACCCCGGGCCUUCGUCCGCGAAAUGGCCGCCUUGAAGCUCGUGGCUGAAGGCGACGCCGUUGUCGACGCAGCCAUCGCCUCCAUCAACCCCGCCGCCUACCAACGUGGCAUACCCUCACAACCACAACUGAUCGACCGCUUCCGCCGCGUAGCAAGCGAGGUCCGCAAAGCAUCCCUUCUGCCCGAAGAUGCAGGCGUCGCCUCACACGCCGCAUCAUUCGUCCUGUCGAAAGUCCUCUUCAAGAAACACGGUCAGCCCACCGGCACCGACGUCGAGAGCAUCCUCACCCGCACCGAAACGCUGCUCGAGGAAGGCAACCUAGACGCGGCAGCGCGCGAAAUGAACUCCCUCACUGGCUGGGCCAAGGUCCUCAGUCGCGACUGGCUCGGUGAUGUCAGGAAGGUGCUCGAGGUCCGCCAGGCCCUCGAUGUCGUCGAGACAGAGGCCCAUCUGCAGUGUCUCCGCAUCGAGGAUGCCGCUACCAAGAAAUAA